Messenger RNA from Nannospalax galili (Upper Galilee mountains blind mole rat), 5082 nucleotides. RefSeq names its product doublecortin domain containing 1 (gene Dcdc1). Gene Ontology annotation, molecular function: microtubule binding. Gene Ontology annotation, biological process: regulation of mitotic cytokinesis; intracellular signal transduction. The record is from RefSeq and is a predicted model, not a curated record. NCBI's taxonomy places the organism in Eukaryota, Metazoa, Chordata, Mammalia, Rodentia, Spalacidae.
AUGGUGGAUGUUAAUAAGCAAUUACAAUGGAUUCAUUGUGCUCUUCUGCAUGUUGUUUCUCUUAGGGAGUUUAUGCCAUCCCAGGCAAAAGCAGUUAUUAAAACUACUGAUGAUUGUUUGCAGCCUCAGUUUGGCCCCAACAGACUUUUGCAUUCAGUGGUAGUAUCAGAAGGGUCAGUUCAAGAUUGUUCUACACAUCAAACAGCAUCAGAUCACAGCCAGGAGGAAAUAUCAAACCCAGAGAGUUACAAAAACAACAGUAAAAACAAUUCUCAUUUUAUGUCAGCAUCCAAGAGAAACCGACCUGUCAGGGCUCCAGUGGGUCAACUGAGCAUUUCAGAGUUCUCCUCUCUAAAAUUUAGGUCAACCCAGAAUUGCCCAGGAUUAUCUCAAAGAUAUAAGCUUCAACCAAGAGUGAUUAAAGUGACAACUUACAAAAAUGGAUCUAGAACAAUCUUUGCCAAAAUUAUUGCACCGACGAUCACCUUGUUGCUGGAGGAAUGCACGGACAAGCUGAAUUUGACCACGGCUGCCCGACGAGUGUUCUUGGCAACCGGCAAGGAAGCUCUCAAACCUGAAGACAUACCCCCAGAAGCCGAUGUUUAUGUUUCAACCGGAGAGCACUUUUUAGAUCCAUUCAAAAAAAUUGAAGACCAUCUGUUGUUAAUGAAGGAAGUGACUUGGACAUUGAAUGGGUUGAUGCUCCCUGCUGAUGUCUAAAGACAGAAAACAAAGCCUGUGCUUUCCAGGAGGAUGAAGAAACUUACUCAGAAGAUCUCAGUCCAAAUUCUGUUCUUCAAGAAUGGCAUGGGGCAGAAUGGGCAUGAAAUCACAGUGGGAAAGGAGACAAUGAGGAAGAUUUUAGAUGCCUGUACAAUGAGAAUGAAUCUAGAUUCACCAGCCAGAUAUCUUUAUGAUUUCUAUGGUAGAAAAGUUGAAGAUAUCUCAAAAGUUCCUCUGCUUGAAAAAUGCCUACAAAAUUCCAUCACACCUUUGCGUGGACCACUUUGGGUCUCUAAAGGAGAAGGUUUCAGCCCCUCAGGCGCUAAGACGUUCAUCCAAGGAGUUCUUGUGGCCUUGUACCAACGAUUAAACUCUACAAAAAAUUAUUAUAAACAGUUGAACCUGGUCGGGGAACAGAGAGAGAAAAUCACAGAAAAGGCCAUUCUUUCGAUAACGGCAAAGGAACACUAUAAGGCACGGGAAGAUGUGAGCAUGCUGAUUGAUGAGUUGCAGACAGCUAUCAAAAGCAACAGAGGUCAUCUCUCGAAGCUUGGCCCCCAAUUACAGGCUGAGCAGGAGCAAUUCUCCUCUUAUGUCUGCCAACACAUUAAAAGCCUUCCAGCAAACACUGUGGUCCCAGGAGGCCUGCAGCUCAAGGUAUUUGAAAAUGGUAAAGAUACUGGAGAGAUCUCAAUUUAUAUCAGUAGAAAAGAUUUAGAGUCUAAUAGCCCAACUCAAAGUGACGAUACAAUGCAAAGACUGCUUCUCAAGCUCCAUCAAAGUCUUCAAGGGGCUUCCAGCUCACAAGGCCUCAAUUUUUCUUCAGUCCGGCUUUUUGAUGAGCAUGGUCAAGAAAUUAAGAAUCCACUGCUGCUGAGGAAUGAGCAAAAAAUAUGGCUUUCUUAUGGGAAAGCAUACAGGUAGGAGCAAGGUAUCUCACUAAACUCUGUUUUGACUCUGACCUUUGACCAAGUGGCUGCAUUUGCCAGAGAUGGCGUCACUGUUGUCUAUAAGACCUUCCUGGAUGCUAAUGCUGCUCCAAGACUCGGAUAUGAUGAUUAUGCAGUUUGUGAGGGAUUUCCAGCGAACUUUAACUUCACCAGCCAACAGAUACCUGGUCAAUUUGAAAAGGUGGACCUGGAGAACUAUUUCCUGCAGAGCAAGGUGGAUCCCAAUAUUGUUCUGUAUGCCACUGUUUCCACUGGAAAGCAGAGUUCCUCCAGUACUGAAGGAAACAGCAGAAAUCAGAGAGCACCCUGGCCCUUAGCCAGUGUGUGGCUGGUCACCAAGACUGGGAUGAUCCUAAGCAGAGCAGUAACUCAGGGCUGCCUGGCUAUUGGUUAUCCAAUCAGAGUGAAGACCACCCAGGAAACAUCACUAGAAGGAUAUAAAUUAAUCCUACAGAAAAGACAUAAAGGAGAUGAAUCCCAGAAGUGGGUUUUUGGAAUUGAUGGCAGUAUUCAUUCUAAGGUUUCACAGAAGCAUGCUGCCAGUCUUUCUCUGAAGCACCUGCCGGAGCCCUCCAACACCCAUGUAGUGCCAGAAGGGUCUCUUGAGGAGUCGGAGCAGCUGACAGUGGCUCUGGUAAAGAAACUGGAAGAGAAACAUCCUAAGGCAUCUGCUCAGAGGUGGGCCAUAAAGCAUGAAGGGAUCAGUAAGCCAGGCCAAUGGAAACAUUCCAGAGUUGAAAAUCCUCCAUGGAACAAGCUCACUUAAAUGUGGCCAGUCCUUCCCAAUGGCCAGCUUAAUGAGGUUAGAGGACUUAGUAUAAGUCUUCAAGGACUGCUUGUGCCAAACAGCCCCCUGAUGAAGAAACCUAUCUGCAAGACACCAGAGCAGUAUGUCUCUGCGAAACUGAAACUCAGAGUUCUGAGGAAUGGAGACAAGUGUAAGAGCAGACCCCUUGUGAUCGGUCCAGACAUGGCACCAGGACGCAAACGGCAGUAUACUGAAAUUUUAAAUUUACCUUCUGCUGCUCAGAGGCUGUUCAAUGAAAAGGGAAAGGAAAUCUUUGCCCUGAAGGACCUUCAAAGUGAUGAACUGGGUUAUGUGUCAUGUGGAGAGCACUGGAUCAAUCCUGACCUCUCUGCUGCUCAGCAAAGGAAGCAGGUCUUCCUCCGAAGCCUUGCAUCUGACAUUUCCAAGAUUCAAACCUUCUGCAGCAUGUGCAAGGUAGAAGCUCUUGUGUUAGAAGUCCAAAGCGAUGCUGUGCCUGGGGGCGCACUUGCUUUGCGUAAACCUGUGGUAAUUUUUGAAGAAGAGAAGCAAGUUAAAGGGCCAGCAGGAAAGCAAAUGCAAAAUGCUGCUUUAGCAACACAAGAUCCUUCCAGAAAGAUUCUAGAUUCACAUGCCAGAGCCCAUGCCCAAGUCAAAGCCUGUCACACAAUGCUCAGGUACACCUGGCAGGACACUUCACAUGACUUUGAUGAUGAUGACAGUCUUCCAAAGAAGAUGGAGAAACAGCUUUUUGAAAAUGUGUAUCCCCAAAAGAAAUGCAGACAGUCUCCAAAGCAUGGCAGACUGCAGAAGAUGUGCCAGCAGAAGUUCGAGUACACAGAUGGGCAAAUUAUAAGUCUUGUUGCUCCUCAGCUGGUCUUGGGUGUAAGAGGCCCCAACCCUCGAUUAGGCACAGAGGUGGUUUUGAUGGCAAAGAAGUCUGAUGAUGGUCAUCAAUGCUGGACACACAGAGAAGACAGCAGGACCUUUCACCUGGAGAGGAACCCGGACCUUGUGCUCACAGUGUCUAUGACCAAGGCUCAAAAUGAAACCGCUGGCUAUCCAGUUAUAGUUCAGCAAUAUAAACCAUACAGCAAUGGGACUGCUAAUCAAAAGUGGCAUUAUGUGGAAAACAAGAGAGCAUUUAUCGCCUUUCAUAGCACUGCCCUGGAUAAGGAGAUCACAGCAGCACAUUUUGUUGGUGUUUGUACGUCAUCUGUCAUUAAGGAAAACAUUGAUCAACCUGGAUAUUAUUAUCUCUCACCUGAUAGAAACAGAAAAAUAAUGCUGUGCCUAGCUUGUGGACGAUCCAUGAGGGCAAAGAAGAGGCUGAAACAGCUGCUUUCAAGGGUUCCAUUCCUCUGUGUUUCAGGCCUCAAGAUCCAGAAGCCCUUAUCACAGGGGCCUUUCAAGGUCAUUGAUGUGGCCAAGGUUGAUUUAUCAUCUUACAAGGCUGAAAAAACUCUAGGUUAUUAUGAAGAAUAUCUGUCAUCCUCACGGCUGAAGACUUGCACGCAGGCUCUCCUAUCUUCCAGUGGUUUGGCAGCUUCACACCAGAAGGCAGUGAAAACAAUUGCAUACAAAAAUGGUGAUGUAUAUCAGAAUGGGAAAUUAAUUGUGGUUGGGACAUUCCCCAUGCUUCUUGCAGAAUGCACAGAAAGACUUGGACUGCCCAGAGCAGCCUCCAAAGUCUACACCAGAGAUGGAACUACCAUCCUCACCUUGCAUGACUUAGUUCUAUGGGCUCUACACGAAACCCUUAUCCAGAGAGACCCCAAGGAACAAGAGAAAAACACAGCUCCUGCUGGAAAGAGGAGACAGGUUGUUCAGAAAAACUCAAGAAUGAACAUGGAAAGCAAACUGUUUCCAAAAUCUUUGAACUCAGACUGUUUGGAUGAUAUCGAUAAAUCUUUGCUUGCUCAGAUCCUUGGAAAUCCCAUUGCUCUCUGGGUAUCUUGUGGUGAACCAUUUCUACCACCAAAUGCUUUACAGAAAGCCAAAAAAUUAGAGAAACAAAACUGGCUACAAAAGGAAAAAAAUUUGGCUGAUUUAGACACUAUGAAACACAAAAUGAGACAGUUGAAAGGGCGGCGAGUAGCAUCGGCCACUAUGGAUCCCACCAAAAACCCUAUGCAGCCCGUUGUGGUUGAAGGGGGCUAGGCUGAGCAGACUCAGGAGGAAAUAAAGCUCGUAGAACUUAUAAGACAGACAGAGGGACAACUUUCUGAAGUCCAAGAACUGUAGUCCAGAUGAGAUUCUCCAAUAGCAGCUAAAUUCAAAGUGGUCCAGCAGCACAGCCUGUACCAACUGCCUUGUACAAAACAAGUGUGGGCUUACCGGAACGGAGGCAGGCCUGAAGAUGGUGUUUAUGCCUGGGCAGGAAGUAUUUUAGAGUUGCUGGAUGUGUGCUCCACUCGUCUGAAAAUGACUCACCCAGCUAAAUCCCUGUAUACCUCAAAUGGAGAGCUCAUAGAUGUGGUUAUCUGUGUGUCUGGAGGACAUGGCUUUAUAACCCAAAAAGAGCAAAAACAACUGAUAGAAGUCAGAGCAAAUUAUGCCAGAAUCCGAAGACAACAGGGCCCUCAAGCAACGGACAUUGUGGUGUCGCCAUGCAUGAAGCUGUCCUCUGGUAUACCUGCAUAA